Messenger RNA from Chara braunii, 2578 nucleotides. NCBI's taxonomy places the organism in Eukaryota, Viridiplantae, Streptophyta, Charophyceae, Charales, Characeae. The record is from the annotation of a GenBank genome assembly.
GGCAUCCCCUCGCCCAUGCAGCACAUGACAGCCCAGUCUGCGUUUCAAGCGUACCAGCCUAACCCUAUGUAUAGGGCGGCGGGAAUCGGCAAUCAGAGCCCACGGCCUGGAGGUUCUACCAGACUGAAUGCCGGAACUCAUCAAGGAUCAUAUCCGACUCAACCGGUGGGUCUUGGCCACGAAGUCAUGGCAGAUUCAAGAGACUCGCGAAGGGGUGCUUCAGCAAGCGCGUCAAGGCAUGAGAACCAACCAGCCCCGUCAUUUGGAGCAGCAGAAGGGACACAUCAACAAGCCAGACAAGCCGGUAAACAACGGAGGCUCAGUGUGAGCUCUGCUAAAGAGCUCAGGACAGAGGCUUCAGAGGGCUCGUCGGUGCACUCUCCUCGAGACAGUACGAUAUUAGUCACUCCGGGAAAGAAAACAACAAGAGACAGGUGUCUCGCCUCACUAUUGAAGGGUCAAUCGUCGGGAGUGGAGCAGAUCCUCAUGCCUGUGUACAAGGAACAGCUUUUGGGUGAUAGCUUGGCACACCACUACGUGUGGUCUCCGGCCAAAGGGUCCAGUGGUGGAAUGGCUCUGUUGAUUCAUAGAGAUUUAAAGGUGGAAAUAGUUGAUCACUAUGCCGAUCUAUGGGGCCGUUGGGCGUGGGUAAAGAUGAAGGUGGAACAGGUGGACUGGGCCAUUGCUAUUGUGUAUGUCCCUGUAAAAAGGAAGGAACGCGAGAUAUUUAUGAGGGACCUCCCUUACAACCUACCUAACGUGGACAACAUUAUGGUAGGGGAUUGGAACCAGUCAGUGGAUGAUGACAGGGCACGGAGUAGAAGCUCAGCUACAGCGAGUAUCCCGGUAAUAGAUUUCAUGACAGACUUCCAGCUCACUGACCCCUUUAGACUUAUGCACCCACUGGACGAUGGGUUCACAUGGUUUACUCUUGAAGGAAAAGGGAGACGACUAGAUUACUUCUUGGUAUGCGAAGCAGGUCUAGCUGCCUUGUCUAGAAUAAGUUAUUCUCAGCACCCCCUUUCGGAACACAGUCCAAUCACAGCAGAACUCCAACUAGGAGAACCACAGGAACUAGGCAAGGGGUACUUCCGUCUGAACACUGAGUUGCUCGCUGAUCCCAAACUGAAACAAUGGGUAGAGAACUUUUGGGUUAGAUGGUCAGCCAGAAAGGAGCGGUUUGCCUCGCUGGCGGACUGGUGGGAGGUGGGCUCAAAGAUGAUAUCGAAGCUCUUGAGUGUCUUCUCCAGAGUGCUUGCAUUUGAGAGGAAUAAGCAGGACAGACGUUACCAAAGAAGAGUGGAGUACGCACAGGAGAGAAUGAGGGCUCACCCGAUUUCAGCUUUAACGUGGGGAAAAGAGAGGGCCGAAAGACUCGAAGAAUGGAAAUGCAGACAGCAGGAAAGGGCAGAAAUCUGGUCUGAGCGCCUAAAAGUGAAGGGCAUCGUGGUCUAUGAUAGGAUGUCAAAGGAAUCGUUCCAGCGGCUUCUACCCAGAAGAUCAGCGCAGCUAAUGCAGGAGCUGGCUCAUCCCUUUGGUGAUACAGAACCCAGGGCUAGGAAGCCUGCGGAGCUCUGUGACUAUGCAGCCUGUUACUAUAAGGACAUACUCACAUCCAGAAGGAUAGGAGAGGGAGUGGACUCCAAUUUAGUGGAAGGCUCUGACCACUGUCACAAUUUGUCGGCACGAUUACCGCCACAUGGACGCCUGGACCUCGAUAGGCCAAUUACGAUGGAGGAAGAACUAGCCACUCUGAGCACAAUGGCAAAAGGGAAAGCCCCUGGCGAUGAUGGCCUCCCGGUGGAAUUUUAUGCCACCUUCUGGUCAACAUUCGGAAACGACCUGGUGGAGAUCUACAACGAAAUCUUGAUGGAGGGGCAACUGCCAACGAGCGCCUGCAGUCUUGUGGAGGAGGAGAAGCGGGAGGAGCACGAGGACGAACGGGAGAAGGAGCGGCAGGAGGAACGGGGGAAAGAGCAUGGGAAGCAGCGGGAGAGGAGGAGGAGAGGGAGGAGCAGCAGGAGAACAAGCGGGAGCGGGGCUAUGGAGGGAUUUUUGUUCCGUUGUUUGGCGGAGAAGGAGCGGGAGGGGGAGGAGGAGCAGGAGGAGGAGGAGUGGGAAGAGCGGGAGAAGGAGCGAGAGGAGGCAUGGGAGAAGGAGCGGGGAAGGAGCGGGAGCGGGGUUGUGGUGCGGGAAGAGGAGCGGGAGGAGGGGGAGGAGGAACGGGGGGAAAAGCAGGAGACGCAGCGGAAGGAGGACGAGCAGCGGGAGGAGCUGGAGGAGCAGCAACAGAGGGAGUGGGAAAAGGAGAGGGAGGAGGAGCGGGAGAAGGAGCGGGAGCAGGUCUAUGGCGGGAUCUUUGUCAUGUUGUUUGGUGGAGGAGCGGAAGGAGAAGGAAGAGGGGGAGGAGGAGCGGGAGGAGGAGGGGGAGAAGGAGGGGGAGGGGAUUGGGGAUGGGGUUGCAUCUCACAACCCCUUGCUCCAUACUCUCCUUCUCAUUUUGCACAUUCGAAGGCUGCUCAGUUCAUGCACACAUGAAACUGUUGAAGUGGCCCUGCCUGCGCGCAUGCGCGCGUGU